AUGGGUUGCGGAGGCAGCAAAGAGAAGAAUGCAAGUAAGCCGACGGAAAUGGCGCGUCCGGUGCAGUUGGACACACCGGUGCAACACGACGUAAAUAUCCCGGUAGCUGGUGAGGGUGCGACAGUUAAGGCGCGGCGGUCUCCGGACAAUCCGAUAGUAUAUUUUGAUAUUGCUAUUGGAGGACAGCCGGUUGGACGUGUACAAAUGGAGCUAUUCCUCGAUGUGGUGCCCGCAACAUCGGAGAACUUCAGGCAGUUUUGCACUGGCGAGUGCAAGGUUGGAGGAUACGUGGGCAGCACUUUCCACCGCGUUAUCCCCGAUUUCAUGAUUCAAGGCGGCGAUUUUAUGAGAGGUGACGGUACUGGUAGCGCCAGCAUCUUCGGUAGCGAGUCAUUUGACGAUGAGAACUUUCAACUCAAGCACACCCAUCCUGGACUGCUGAGUAUGGCGAACUCUGGACCCAACAGCAAUGGAUCGCAAUUCUUCAUUCUGACCGCUGCUACGCCACAUCUGGACGGAAAACAUGUAGUCUUUGGUGAGGUCCUGGACGGCAUGGACGUUAUCCGGAAGAUUGAAUCGACUAGGACUGGUCCUGGGGAUAAGCCGCUCAGUCCAGUGAUAAUUGCAGGUGCUGGUCAACUUGCAGGUGCAAAGCCAUUGGAAAGCUAA
Molecule: messenger RNA, 669 nt
Organism: Bipolaris oryzae ATCC 44560
Lineage: Eukaryota; Fungi; Ascomycota; Dothideomycetes; Pleosporales; Pleosporaceae
Exons: 3
Coding region: 1-669 (222 amino acids)
Biological process (GO): protein folding; protein peptidyl-prolyl isomerization
Cellular component (GO): intracellular membrane-bounded organelle
Molecular function (GO): peptidyl-prolyl cis-trans isomerase activity
Source: RefSeq, a predicted model, not a curated record